Messenger RNA from Telopea speciosissima, 753 nucleotides. RefSeq lists its product as uncharacterized. The transcript has 2 exons. NCBI's taxonomy places the organism in Eukaryota, Viridiplantae, Streptophyta, Magnoliopsida, Proteales, Proteaceae. Bases 1 to 753 code for a protein of 250 amino acids. The record is from RefSeq and is a predicted model, not a curated record.
AUGGCACCAUAUGAAGCGUUAUAUGGUAAGAAGUGUCGCACACCUUUAUAUUGGGAUGAAGUUGGAGAACGACGUAUGCUAGGCCCUGAGCUUAUACAAGCUACUUGUGAGAAGGUAGAUAUGAUUAGGGAGAAGAUCAAAAUAGCACAGAGCAGGCAACAGAGCCACACAGAUGUAAGAAGAAAAGAUCUGGAGUUCCAAACAGGAGAAAAGGUGUUCCUCUGUGUUUCUCUGACAAAAGGAAUUAUGCAAUUCAGUAAGAAAGGGAAACUGAGUCCUAGAUACAUUGGGCCUUAUGAAAUUCUCAAGAGAAUCGGAGCGGUGGCAUAUCAACUAGCUCUACCACCCUCAUUAGAAGGCGUUCAUAACGUAUUUCACAUAUCCAUGUUGAAAAAGUAUGUACCAAACCCAACACAUAUCCUAACUGCUGAGCCAAUACAACUAGAAACUGAUAUGUCAUACAAGGAACAACCCGAAGAAAUUUUGUGGCGAAAGGAGCACAAGCUUCAUAACCGUACCGUCGCUUACGUAAAAGUGCGAUGGAGAAACCACGUGCUCGAGGAAGCAUCUUGGGAACGCGAAGAGGAAAUGCGGGAAAGAUAUCCUCAUCUUUUCGGUUUACAAGGUAGAUGUGAUGGCAGCGGGGAGGAUUAUUUUGAGGCGGCGGCUGAUGGUUAUAGUGACCAUGCUGGUUUGGACUCAGAGGGGUGUGAUCCCUCUGACAUGGACGAUCACGGUGUCCCUGGAGAAUAA